This is a messenger RNA of Frankliniella occidentalis (western flower thrips), 4677 nucleotides long. RefSeq names its product max-binding protein MNT. The record is from RefSeq and is a predicted model, not a curated record. NCBI's taxonomy places the organism in Eukaryota, Metazoa, Arthropoda, Insecta, Thysanoptera, Thripidae. Gene Ontology annotation, molecular function: RNA polymerase II cis-regulatory region sequence-specific DNA binding; DNA-binding transcription factor activity, RNA polymerase II-specific; protein dimerization activity. The transcript has 8 exons. The annotation marks the transcript as partial. Gene Ontology annotation, biological process: regulation of transcription by RNA polymerase II.
CUGAGCCCUCCCCCACUGCCUCUCCCGGCCCCCUCGGCCCACCCGCCGCACCUCCCCGUCGUCCGGCCGGUCCCCGUCGUGCCGCAGGGCUCCCCGCCACCGCCACCCCAGUUCUCGCCUCAGCCGGGGGCGCCCGCCCCCGCGCCGGUGUCACUCGAGGCCCCGGACAGCCCCACCAACGGCAGCCAGGAUGACGACCUCCUCGGCCAGGAUUCCAGGCGGCGGACGGGGUCCGGCACGCGGGAGGUGCACAACAAGCUGGAGAAGAACAGGCGAGCACACCUCAAGGAGUGCUUCGACAUGCUCAAGCGCCAGCUGCCCACCUGCCAGGAGGAGAAGAAGUGCUCGAACCUCUCCAUCCUGCACGCAGCCAUCCGCUACAUCCAGUCCCUGCGGCGGAAGGAGCGCGACUACGAGCACGAGAUGGAGCGGCUGGCGCGCGAGAAGAUCUCGGCGCAGCAGCGGCUGGCCUCCCUCAAGAAGGACCUGGCCGCGCAGUGGGACCACCUGGACAUCAACGCGCUCUACCCGGACUGCGUGGACGCGCCCAACGGGGAGAUGAGCUCUCGGGUGCGCCUGCCCUCGCCCACGUCCACGUCGACGGCCUCGGCCGAGCUGGAGGGCGGCAUGAUCAUCGACGAGGAUGACGACGUCGACGACGACGACGACACCAUGUCGUUCCACAGCGGGCGUCAGAGGAGCGCCUCGGACAGCAGCAGUGCCAUGCCUGCCUACAGUAACCCGAGCGGGCCGCCGCCCCAGCCCCUCGCGCCGAGCGCGGCGCCGGUGGUGGCGCCCCCCAACCUCCGGGACGUGCACGGCUACCGCGGGGAGAGCCCGCAGCUGCCCCAGCAGGCUCCGCUGCAGGCCCGCGCGCGGUCGCCCGGCAGCCCGAGACCACGCACCGCGUCGCCCGUGUUCCCCCUGCGGCCGGUGCCGAGGGCGGCUCCCGGGGUGCUGGUGAACGGGCACUACUCGGACACGAGCUUGUACAAGGCGGCCGGCUCGGAGGGCCGCGGUGUCUCCGCGCCGUCCAGCGGCUACGUGCCCGCCAAGCUGGUGCACCACUACAGCAUCAAGGUGGCGUCGCCCGCGUCCGCGCACGCCUCCCCGCACGUGUCGUCCUCCUCCUCCUCCAGCCCGCCCGCGCCCGGCGCGCCCUCCCGCGUGGGCGUGGCGGCAAGGGUGCCGAGCUCGCCGGUGGGCACCCUCACCACCCACCACCCCCCGGCGCCGCCCAGGAGCCGAGCGUCCCCGCCACACCGGACCAGCCCCCCCGCCCCCGUCAGCCCCCCCGCCAGCAGCCCCGGGACCGUGCUGCAGCCGCUGGCGCUCACCUCCCACCACAUCCAGCUGCCCGUGCCCGCGCAGGUCGUGAACAACGGUCGCUGGCUCGGAGUGAGCCCCGCCAUCCUGCAGCUCGCCGCGCCCCCGGCGCAGAGGCUCCUGGACCCGAGCAUCCUGGUGCAGCACCCCGCCACGAGCAACGGCACCACCCCUCUGGUGACGCAUCAGCGGAUCCGGGCUGCGCCGGCAGGGCCACCCCACUCGAUCGGCACGAUCGGCACCUCGGCGGCCGUCUCGACAGCAACGGCCGCCGUCACGAUGCCCGCGGUGCACGCCAUGCACGCCAACAAGGUGCUGGUGGGCGCGACGGGCACCGUCCUGGGCGAGGGCUACCACAAGGCCGGCUCGGCCUCCCCAGACGGCAUCAGACCGACCACGGACGUGGGCGUGCUCACCAAGGGGAUGCAGCUGCCCAACGAAGCGAACGGACAUCUCCUCGCCACGGCGGUGCACCCAGGAUCGGCAUCCCUACCCGGCGGGCACGUGGCCCACGUCGUGUCGGCCCCCUCCCUCUCACCCCUGGUCACCCCGGUCACCGUCAUGUCGCAAGGCAGCCCUGUAACACACAUCCUUGCUGCAAAGAAUAUGGGCAAGAUGGCACCCUUGAUCAAGACCAUGCCAAUUGUAAACCCUCAAUAUCUUGGUGCCGUGGUCAAACCAACCAUGGUGGUUGUGAGUUCAGCCUCAACUCUUCCACCUAACUCAGGUGUCUGAGUGAAUGACUGUAUCUUCUGUACUGGUACAAAAUGGAAACAAAUAUGAUUCCAUUCAGAAAAAAAAAUGUGAUGCGUGUCUUCUUUGUGAGACAAAAGGUCGAGGUGGAUCUUAUAUCUUCAGCAACAUGCUUGCUCCCCGCUGUGAAAAUUCUAGAAAUCAUGAAAUGCAUGGAAUGAUUAGCUUAAGCAUAUGUGAGAUUAAUAGGUAGAGAACCUCAAGACCCAUCAAGUGCAGCAGGCUCUGCACUAAAGAUUGGUUAUUCUGUAGCAGGUCUCAUUCUGGCUGUGAAUAUGCUGUUCAGCUGAAAAAAUUAAGUCAGGCUUCUCUAUGUUCUCCUUUCAUACCUUAAUUAAAGAGUAAACUUAAUUGUUUCCUCCCAUUUGUAAAAAAACUACAAGAUGGCUAGGUCCAGGUAGGAUAUUUAUGUUUUGAUUGUGGCAAGCGAAUGAAAUAAUUCCUCAUGGUUACCAACAACUCCUUUAUGUAUGUCAAUCCCAUUUAAAUUCAAAAUUAUACUCAUUGAUAUUAUUGGAAGAUGCACAUUUGCUAUCCACCUCACUUUUCAUUCAUAAAGCUACUAUCUUGAGGUUUUAGGGGCUUUAUAUGAUUCCUUCUAGUAAAUGAUGUAAUAGUCAAUUAUUCAACCUUAUUCAAAGUACAAUCAUUUAGGUGCUCUUUUUAUACAAGGGAAAUAUUCUAAAUUUGAACUGAAAUGUAUACCGUAGUUCUCUCUUUAAUCACAAUCUAAUGAUGUAAAGUAUUUGUUUCCUUAAGCUUUCCUGAAAUUUUGUAGGGAUCACAUUUUUACCAUUAUAGCACUGAAAAUUUAAUCCUGAGUUUUGAUAUGUCUGGCUGGGAUCCAGAACUACUCUAGUAAGUUGUUAUAUUAUGAUGGUUGUCAUGAAAAGCAUCGACUUAAAACAAUAGUAUUAUUAUUCAUAUAUUUUCACUGUUGUCAGAAAUAACCCAAGGUGAAUAUGUAGCAGCAAGUUACAAAUUUAUAUUUAUUAUUGUUAGGUGUAAUCUGAUAGGUGACAUAGUAUAUCCUGGUGACAGUUUAAAGUCAGAAAUAAUCAUCAAAAUUUCAUUGAAAAAUGUGUUGAUUUGAUCUUGUUUCUCACUGGGUUACCUUAUAAGAGAACACAGUUGAAGAUUCCUUUCAUGCUAACUGACUAUUGUCCAAACAUUUUAAAAAAUCAAAUGAAAGGAGAAAAAUAAUACAUAUCUGGACCCAUCCUAUGAAAAUGUACCGGUUGUAUUACAGCAGACUCUGCAAUGUUGCGGGUUGGCUUACCCUCUUUGGCCACAGGGGCGGAGGGAGUGGGCAAACACGCAACACUGCAGCUUCUGCUCUGUACAGACUAUGAGAGGAUAAUAUUUUCCAAGUUGCCUGAAUGUUCUCUUUUUCUAUUGGUAUCAAGAACUUUGUAAAUUAAUUCAGAGGUCUCUGUUAUAUGAUGUAAAGAGCACCGAUCAAAAUAGCUUCAGCAGACGUCAUGGUUUGUCUUCCAUCAACACUACAGUAGGAAAUAUGACUUCCAUGUGUUGUUUAAAGCUCUUACUGAUUAUUUUGUUGUUUGACAAUCACCAAUUCUUUUUAUCAGGGAGUUCACUUUGAUACAGUUGCUAUUACAUCAACAAGAAAGAAACAACAAUAAACUGUUUUUUAAUAAAGAAAUUAAAGGAACUUGCAGUUAAUAUGCAGUAAAUACCAUAGCUGAGAAUGUAUAAAAAGUAAGCAAUGAGGUGGCCAUAAAUUUGAAAUUCACUGUGGGAGCAGACAAGAAAAAAAAGUACUUUGGUAUAGUUCGAUGCCCAUAGAAUCUCACUGGGCUCCCCAGGAGUAGCAGAAGUUUCUGAUGUGCUGCAGAGACCCAAAUAUUUCAGAACAACAAUGGCUGUGAUAGAUAAUUAUAAAAGACCCUGAAAUAUUGGAGCCAAUUGAAUGCAUAUGCCCUAGCAUGCAGUAAUGAAACCCACUCUUGCAGUGAGCAAACCUUUAGUAAAUAAGGAAACAUAUGCACUUGCUUUACAUAAGAAAAUUGAAAUAUUUUGUAGCCGAUAGAGAGUAUAAAAUUGCUGCUGACAUUGUGAAAAGUGCCUGUCUAUUGCUCUUCCAGAUUCCUUCAAAUAUAUUAACAUCAACUAAAAUUGAAUACAUUAAUUUAUUCAAAAUAAGAAGUGUUCUAGAAAUUUGUAUUAAGAUUCUGCUAGUCUUUUAUAAAACUGUGCAUUUGCAAUGAAUGUGCAAUAAUUUAUAUGGUGAGGGCAGCCGUCUAUUUACUUCAUCGUCUCACUUCUCUGAAUUAAAGAUCCAAUGUGAAGGAAGUAGAUGGAAAAGAGUUGUGAUUGCACAAGAAAGCUGUCAUUAUGAAUCAUAAAACUAAACUAUAUUUUCCUCAAAGCAGACAUACUUGUUUACAGAAAUACAAAGUUAUUUCCAAGUCCACAUAACAUAGCACAAAUUUUUAGCACUUGAAGAUGUCCAAUAUUCCAUGUAAAUAUGGUGUUAAAUAUCUUUUUAUUCUACUCUCUGUUGAAAGUAAAAUGUUGUAAAGUGUUACAUAAAUAUUUGUAAAUAGUGGAAAAAUAUAAAUAAAUCCCUCCAAGGUC